AUGACCGACUUCCAGCGAGACCUGGCCCAGAAUGUCCACGCACAAGCCCUAGCAACCCCAAUCCGAGCCUGCGUCCUAACAAAAGCCCGUCUACCCUCCCACUUCCUCAUCCCUUUCGUCUCCAAUCUCCCCCCAAAAACCCCCAAUGCACAAUCCACACCUCCCCAACCCCCCCUCCUCAUCAAACCCUCCCUCGUCCCCCGAAUCGGACCCUGGAAAUCCUCCCAACCUUCAAGCUACAUCCUAGCCUCCCACUCCGCCAUCGCCCAUCUCAUCGGCCCGCGAACGCGCAAGAAAGAAAAGGGAGGUUCGAAAUGGGCCAUGUUGGUCAGUGAGCGCAUGAAGAAACCUUGGGCCAUGAGGGAGAGGAAGAGUGUGGAUAAAGUUGCGGUUGCGAAGGAGUGGGAGUGGGAUGAGGAGAUGGAUGAGAGGGUCAAGGGAUUACUUGGGAGGGAGGUUGUUAGGAGGGUUAGGUGGUGUGUUGGGCAGGAGGAAGAUUUGGUUGGAAGAGUUGGUGAGGGUGAUGGGGAGGACGAGAUUGUGGUGAGGAUUGGUGGGGAGGGAGAUCAGAUUGCGGGAUUCGAUUUGAGGGAGAUGGUGGAUGAGGAGGCGCUGGUCGAGUUACGUGGAUUGUUCGAUGGAGCGGAUGCGUUUGUCUUGAGGAGGCAUUCCAAGACUGUCAUCACGCAUUUGGCUCUGGAGGCGCUGAGAAACUACACAGAAGAAAUUGACACAUGA
Messenger RNA from Ramularia collo-cygni, 738 nucleotides. RefSeq lists its product as uncharacterized. The record is from RefSeq and is a predicted model, not a curated record. Lineage: Eukaryota; Fungi; Ascomycota; Dothideomycetes; Mycosphaerellales; Mycosphaerellaceae. The transcript has 2 exons. Bases 1 to 738 code for a protein of 245 amino acids.